AACCUCGCUCUCAGCCAUUUUGUCAAAAACUUGUCGAAGGCAAGGCACGGCCUUUGUGAAAAUUCCACAAAUAAACACGCCGUCUUGGAAAUUUCCACGCGAAAACAGUGCAAAUCGAAUCGUAUGUGCAUAGAGUGUGAAUUUAAUUGAAGUUUAACAUGUCGCGGUACAUACAAAGGCCGGAAAACGCUCUGAAACGGGCCAAUGAGUUCAUCGAUGUCGGGAAGCCGGCGCGAGCGUUGGACACGCUGCAGGAUGUCUUCCGCAACAAGAAAUGGACGUACACGUUCUCGGAAUCGGUGAUUGAGCCGAUCAUGUUCAAGUAUCUGUACCUCUGCGUGGAGUUGAAGAAGUCGCACAUAGCCAAGGAGGGUUUGUUCCAGUACAGGAACAUGUUUCAGUUGGUUAAUGUCGGGUCUCUGGAGAAUGUGAUCCGCGGCUACCUCCGUAUGGCUGAGGAGAGGGCAGAGGCGGCCCAGCAGCAAUCGUCCCAGGCCGUACUGGAUGUGGACGAUUUGGAUAACAUCGCGACCCCCGAGAGUAUCCUCAUGAGUGCCGUCUGCGGUGAGGAUGCGCAGGAUCGCUCCGACCGGACAAUCCUCUUGCCUUGGGUCAAGUUCCUCUGGGAGUCGUACUGCCAAUGUUUGGAGUUGCUGAGGGUGAACACUCACUGCGAAACCCUCUAUCACGACAUCGCUCGCAUGGCCUUCCAGUUCUGCUUGAAGUACGGCCGCAAGAGCGAGUUCCGCCGACUGUGCGACAAGCUCCGCAAGCACUUGGAGGAUAUCUGCAAGGGCACGACCACCACCACCGGCGUGAGCAUCACCAAGCUCGAGACACAGCAGCUGAACCUGGACACCAGGCUCCACCAGCUGGACAGCGCCAUUCAGAUGGAACUUUGGCAGGAGGCCUACAAGGCCAUUGAGGACAUUCACGGGUUGAUGUCGCUCUCGAAGAAGACGCCAGUCGCCAAAACCAUGGCCAACUACUACCAGAAGCUCGCCAUGGUCUUCUGGAAGGCCGGAAACCAGCUCUUCCACGCCGCCGCCUUGUUGAAGCUCUUCCAGCUGACGCGGGAAAUGAAGAAGAACAUUACCCAGGAGGAGAUGCAGCGCAUGGCCUCGCACGUCCUGAUUGCCACCCUCUCCAUUCCACUCCCCUCGGCUCAUCCUGAGUUCGACCGCUUCAUCGAGACGGACAAGAGCCCGCUGGAAAAGGCGCAGAAGUUGGCGGUGCUGCUGGGGCUCAACCAGCCUCCGACGAGGGUGUCCCUCCUGAAGGACGUGGUGCGCCUAAACGUAGUGAAUCUUGCCGCCGAGCAGUUCACCAAUCUGUACACUUGGCUCGAGGUCGACUUUGAUCCAUUGAACCUCUGCAAGCGCGUGCAGACCGUCAUCGACUUUAUCUCCGCCGACGAGAACAGUCUCCUCAACCAAUACACGCAGUCGCUGCAGGACGUUACCCUGAUGCGUCUGAUCCGUCAGGUAUCGCAGGUCUACCAGUCCAUCGAGUUCACUCGGCUCUUGGAGCUGGCCCAAUUCACCGAUGCCUUCUACUUGGAGCGCAUCCUCGUCGACUGUGUCCGCCACAACGACAUGCAAAUCACAAUCGACCACAAGAGACGAUGCAUCCACUUUGGCACGGACUUGACUGAAAGCCAACGGGAAGACCAUCCCGACGGCCCCCAACUGCAAUCCAUGCCCUCCGAGCAAGUACGCUCGCAGCUCGUCAACAUGGCCGUCGUCUUGCACCGCGCAAUCGCCGCAAUCUACCCGAACAGGAAGAAGGAGGAGCGCGAGAAGGCCCGCUUGCAAAUGGUCGAGAACUACCACGAAAUCAAGGACAAGGAGCACCACCGCAUCCUCCAGCGCCAGAAGAUCAUCGAGGACCGCAAGGAAUUCAUCGAAAAGUUGAACAUUGCCCGCGAGGAAGAGGAACUUCGUCGCCAGGAGGAGCUCUCGCGCCAGCACAAACUCGCCGAGCAAAAGCGCAUCGAACAAGAAAUCGAGGAGCGUGAGCGCAAGCGUCGCACCAACGAAAUCCAGGCCAUCAAGGAAAAGAGUUUGAAGGAGAAGAUGCAACAAAUGUCGCAGACCGCGCACGGCAAAAAGAUGCUUUCGAAAUUGGACGAGGAAGGCUUGAAGAAGCUCGACGCCGAGCAGAUCGCUGCCCGCGAAACCGAAGAACUGCUCAAGGAGCGCAAGGAACUCCAGAUGAAGUUGAAGUCGCAAGAGAAGAAAAUCGACUACUUCGAGCGAGCCAAGCGCAUGGAGGAAAUCCCGCUCAUCGAGAAGUUCUUAGCCGACAAACGCGUCCAGGACAUGGAGUUCUGGGAGCGCCAAGAAGCAACGCGUAUCGAGAAUGCGAUUGCCGAACGCAAGAAUGCCGUGGCCCAGCAAGAGCGCCUGAAGCGCAUGCACCCCGACCGGGAUGCUUUCAUGGAGAAAUUGCGUGCCGAGCGCCAGUCACUCUAUGUCGAGAAAUUGAAGGAGUUCAACGCGUUCUUGGAAGAGGAGCGCAAGGCUCGCUUGGCCAAGCGAAUUAUAGAGCGACGCGAGGCUCGUCGCCAGGCUUGGAUCAAGGAGAAGGAAGAGGAGAAACGUCGCCGCGAAGAGGAAAUCCGCAAGGCGCAGGAGGAGAAGGAACGCCAAGAAGCCGAGCGUCGCCGCAAGGAGCGCGAAGCAGAGGAAGAAAAGCGACGUGUCAUGUUCGAGAAACAACGCCAAAAGGAGGAGGAAACCGAGCGUCGUAUUCAAGAAGAGCGUGAGCAACUGGCCCGCAAAGAAAAGGAGCGUGAACGCGACACCCGUGACACGCGUGAUGCAUGGCGCGGUGGACAGGAUCGCGGCGAGCGCGAGGAUGGAUGGCGCAAGGGACCGCCACGUCCAACAGCUGCUGCUGCUGCUGGUGGCGAGUCAGGUGCUCCUGAAUCAUCGUGGCGCACACAUCGCGACACUCAAGGCGGCGGAAGAGGCCCCGCUCCAGGACAAGGCGGUGGCGAGAAGUGGCGUCGCACUGGCGAUGAUCGUCCAAUCCGCCGUGAUGACCGACCGCCGCGUGACGAUUUCAGACGUGGUGGUGACGACCGCGACCGUGAUGGUGGACGUGACAGACGUGAUGAUCGCGACAAGGACCGUCGCGAUGAUAGAUACGGACCUCCGAGACGUGAUGGGCCACGGGAUGGACCGCGAGGUGAGAAUCGUGGCGGUGACAAUUGGCGAGCAAGACCUGCACCACGGGAUGAUGAUCGAGAUGGCCGCGAUGGACGACGACCACCGCAAGGCGGUGACAGAGAUCGUGAUCGUGACCGACCAUCCGCUCGCGGACCGCCCACCAAGGACGGAAGCUGGCGAAGCGAGAGGCAGAUAAACCGCGACGAUGACCGUAAGGAACGACCUCCACCACGACAGGAACGAGACAACCGCGAUCGAGACGACGGCGAGUGGACGAACGUGAAGCGUCGCUAGACCCUUCUUUGCGCCAUCACCUAACCAGCUUCUGCUAAAUCCACAUCUAAUCCAUAUUUUAGCUAUUAUUGUACGUAUCAUUAGAGGAAUCGCCUAUCGGCGGCCGCAAUUCGCGCUCCCGAACCAAUCAGGCAGCGAUUUGAUUUUCGAUUAUUUUUUUUACCUUUUUUUUUAUUUCGAUUUUGUGUUGAGGAAAAAUAUUAUGUUUUUGUGCCUCUACUAUCAUUAAUGAUGAAAUAUAACAAGCAACGUAAAAUCCACGAAAAAAAAACUAAUAAAAUUGUGACGCGAACACCGAUCCACACCUCACUUUGAAGCCUGUGAGGAGUGAAUGCUGGUGGAACGUUGGUCGGGUCGCGACGUUGAAAAAAUCCCACAAAAAAAUUGAUAAAGCGCUGUCUGGCUGGCGGGGUAACCCCCGGCCAGAUGGGCUUGGUGUAAUCCGAGUUGAUAGGAAAAUAUAAAACUUUUGAAAAAAAACGA
Hermetia illucens (black soldier fly) is the source of this 3950-nucleotide messenger RNA. RefSeq names its product eukaryotic translation initiation factor 3 subunit A (gene eIF3a). The transcript is spliced from 5 exons. Gene Ontology annotation, molecular function: mRNA binding; translation initiation factor activity. Gene Ontology annotation, biological process: formation of cytoplasmic translation initiation complex; translation reinitiation. The record is from RefSeq and is a predicted model, not a curated record. Gene Ontology annotation, cellular component: eukaryotic translation initiation factor 3 complex, eIF3m; eukaryotic translation initiation factor 3 complex, eIF3e; multi-eIF complex. Bases 159 to 3467 code for a protein of 1102 amino acids. NCBI's taxonomy places the organism in Eukaryota, Metazoa, Arthropoda, Insecta, Diptera, Stratiomyidae.